Messenger RNA from Helobdella robusta, 366 nucleotides. RefSeq lists its product as hypothetical. The coding region runs from base 1 to 366 and encodes 121 amino acids. Gene Ontology annotation, molecular function: protein binding. Lineage: Eukaryota; Metazoa; Annelida; Clitellata; Rhynchobdellida; Glossiphoniidae. The record is from RefSeq and is a predicted model, not a curated record. The transcript is spliced from 3 exons.
AUGGGAGUCAUGUGUUCACAAAAGUACAACAAGGCAGCCCAACUCAUACAGAAAGAUUACAAAGUCCUUAUCUCAAACAGGCUGAUGAUAAACAUGACAAAGGAAGCUGCAGCUAUCAAGAUACAAAAAGUUUGGAGAGGUUAUCAAGAUAGGAAGCUACUGAAACAGAAAAAAAAAGCUCUGGUGCAACCAGAAAACAUAAAUGAAAUAAAUGAUGUGCUGAACGAGGAAGAGGAAAAAAAAUUGUCAGAGGCAGCAAUAAAAAUUACAGCAGCUUUUGUUGGUACAGCUGAGAGAAGAUCAAGAAUUGAAAGCAUCAGUAAAGAAAAUUUGACACUUUUUUCAAGAAUUUUAAAAAUCCUGUAG